CAUAUUAUGCAUAUUCUUACUGUCAUUCAUUUUAUCCAAAAGUAGCUUCAACAGUCCGGCCUGCAGUCAUGAAAGCCGUAGUGAUCACCACUCCCGGCGAUCCCCAAGUUCUCCAAGUGCAAGAAGUCGAAAACCCUGAAAUCGGAGAUAAUGAAGUUCUAAUUAGAGUGGAGGCCUCUGCUCUUAAUCGAGCGGAUACGCUUCAGAGGAAGGGCUUGCAUCCUCCCCCCAAAGGCAGCAGUCCCUACCCCGGUCUCGAAUGUUCUGGAAUCAUCGAAGCUGUUGGAAAGGCCGUCGUCCGAUGGAAGGUUGGCGAUCAGGUGUGUGCUCUUCUUGCUGGAGGAGGGUAUGCUGAAAAAGUGUCUGUUCCAGCUGGGCAAGUUCUUCCUGUCCCAUCUGGUGUUUCCCUGAAGGAUGCUGCUGCUAUUCCUGAGGUUGCAUGUACUGUUUGGUCAACUGUUUUUAUGAUGAGCCGGCUAACUGCAGGAGAAACAUUUCUGAUUCAUGGGGGGUCAAGUGGAAUUGGUACCUUUGCUAUUCAAAUAGCCAAAUACAUAGGAGCAAGGGUAUUUGUUACAGCAUGAAAUGAAGAAAAAUUAGCUGUUUGCAAGGAUCUUGGAGCAGAUGUGUGCAUCAAUUACAAGACUGAAGACUUUGUUGCACGGGUGAAGGAGGAAACAGGAGGGAAAGGUGUUGAUGUUAUACUGGAUAAUAUUGGAGGAGCCUACUUUCAGCGAAAUAUCGAUAGUUUAAAUGUUGAUGGGAGGCUUUUUAUUAUUGGUUUUCAGGGUGGAACAGUUGCAGAAGUAAAUCUUUCAGGUUUACUUGCAAGGCGCCUUACAGUGCAAGGUAACACUUUCUCUGUAGAAGAUAAUUUUGGAGUUGAAUCAAUAUGAUUAAUCUCAUCCAAGUUAAGAACUGAGGUGGAUCCUGGCAAGCCAAGAAAAAACUAUACUACUGUAAAUUCUUUUUUUUUUUUCUGGGUUUUCUUACUUCCUCGAAAUCCUAUUUCACAAUCUGGCCAGGUAGAUGGAAAAUUCCAGGAAAAAUCCUUUGGCAUUUUCCAUAAUUGGAAACACUCAAGAACUUAAAGUCUGUUUGACAAUGAUUCUAGGAAGCGCUUUUAAUAUUUAUAAUAUUUGAAAAUUUUUAUCAUUCAAGUGUUAGCAAUAUUAAAAACGUUUUCUAAAAUCACCCUUAAACAUUCUCUUAAUAUUUUCCUGCAAGAAACAUUUCUGAAAUUGCAAUGGUUUUCUAGUUACAAUAUUUGUUUUUGCUUUAAAUCAUCUGAAAAUAUUUUCUAGAUGUUUUUUCUCUCUUGACACAGCUUCUAAUUGGGUCUCUCUUUCUUUUUGGUAGAAUCUUGACAAGUUACUUUUAUAUCAUACUCACUUUAUUGUUUUUGGAUCAUGCACCUUGCUUCUGUCAGCCAUGUUAUUUCCACUACCCAAACUAGUAAAUUUAUGCACAAAGCUCCAUGUUUCAGUAACAGUGGUUAUUAGAUUGUAUUAAUAAUAUGUAUGACACUCGAUUAGUUUGCACUAAAUGGCAAUUGUUUCUGCAGCGGCUGGUUUGCGAAACAGAAGUCUGGAAAAUAAAGCUGCAAUUGUGAGUGAGGUGGAGAAGAAUGUUUGGCCUGCAAUCGCGGCUGGAAAGGUUAAGCCUGUGGUGUACAAGUAUUUUCCAUUGACGGAGGCAGCAGAGGCUCACCAGCUCAUGGAAAGCAGCAACCAUGUUGGGAAGAUACUGCUCAUUCCAUGAUGUUAUGGGUAUGAAUGGUCUUAUGCCUUAAAGAGGAUGACAUGGUUUUAUAACUCUUAGUGUGCAUCUACACUAUCUGAUACAAUGUGUGAUUGGCAGGUGUAGAUGGUCAAUGCUUAUUUUCUUAUGUAGCCCUGUCAUUUGAGAAUAAAAACCAGCCUUCUCGUCCAAACAUUUAGACUACUAGAAUUCAAAUCUUUGUCAUUUACAUAAAGGAACAAUUCCGAAAAAUUAAUUUUGAUUUAAGGGUUAGAGAAUUAAAUAAAAAAUGGAGUACAUCUCUAAACACACAGAGAGAUAAGUAUGCAUCAUGAUCUAGAUUAAAAAUAAAUAUGUGUUAACUUUCAUCAUCUCCUAUGGGUGUCCUUUUUCUUUUGGCAUGUAAAUGACCGUUAAUUUGUACUUUCAUACGUACAGGAAACAAAAUGGCCUGAAUAAUACCAUGUCAUUGGUGACGGUUAAAUAAAAUUUAAUUAUUCUUAACUAAUUUAUAUUUAGUUAUUGAAAAAAAAAAUCUAAUUUUUUUUAAUGAAUUAUUGAAUUUUUCUGAAAGUUCUUACUUUUUUUUAAAAAUUCGUUUUCCUUCACCCUGACAUGGGAUUCAAGGCGAAUGAAAAAUAUGAAAAACUUUCAUAGAUGGAAGGUGUGCUGGUUCAGUGGAUUAUACUUUGAGCAAGAAAAUUUGAAGAUCCAGAACAUCAAAUGCAGAAUAUCUGUCAAUCUGAGAUCAACAGGAGUGCAUGAAUGGAGUGGCUAUUUGCUGAAUUUGUCCAUGAAGAGGUUUCCAUUAAAUGGCUUAAUGAAUAUACAAAAUGGUAAAGGUAGAAGUGGAACUGCAUGAGAAAGUAGCUUAUUUACUAACACAACAUUCUAAACAAAACCACAAUGCUCCUGUCCUCCAUUCGAGCAAAGCAAGGAUAGGAAUUUCAGUAACUGCAAUGGGCUUCAAUUGCCAAGCUUUUCAGCACCCCAGGGCAAAAGGGUCUCCAUCACUCCAUGCCUAGCUGUAGAGAUGAUGAUAAUAAUAAUAAUAAAAAACACAAGACUUGAUUAUAAAUAUUGUAUAGUCUUACUAGAUUGAUACAUCCCAACAGUAGCUUUGACAGUCCGGCCUGCAGCCAUGAAAGCCGUAGUGAUCACCACUCCCGGCGAUCCCCAAGUUCUCCAGGUGCAAGAAGUCGAAAACCCUGAAAUUGGAGAUGAUGAAGUUCUAAUUAGAGUGGAGGCCGCUGCCAUUAAUCAAGCAGAUACGCUUCAGAGGAAGGGCUUACACCCUCCCCCCAAAGGCGGCAGUCCCUACCCCGGUCUCGAAUGUUCUGGAAUCAUCGAAGCUGUUGGAAAGGCCGUCGUCCGAUGGAAGGUUGGCGAUCAGGUGUGUGCUCUUCUUUCUGGUGGAGGGUAUGCUGAAAAAGUGGCUGCUCCAGCUGGGCUAGUUCUUCCUGUUCCAUCUGGUGUUUCCCUGAAGGAUGCUGCUGGUAUUCCUGAGGUUGCAUGUACUGUUUGGUCAAGUGUUUUUAUGAUGAGCCAACUGUCUGCAGGAGAAACAUUCCUGGUUCAUGGGGGUUCAAGUGGAAUUGGUAUCUUUGCUAUUCAAAUAGCAAAACACAUAGGAGCAAGGGUAUUUGUUACAGCAGGAAAUGAGGAAAAAUUAGCUGUUUGCAAGGAUCUUGGAGCAGAUGUGUGCAUCAAUUACAAGACUGAAGACUUUGUUGCACGGGUGAAGGAGGAAACAGGAGGGAAAGGUGUUGAUGUUAUACUGGAUAAUAUUGGAGGAGCCUACUUUCAGCGAAAUAUCGAUAGUUUAAAUGUUGAUGGGAGGCUUUUUAUUAUUGGUUUUCAGGGUGGAACAGUUGCAGAAGUAAAUCUUUCAGGUUUACUUGCAAGGCGCCUUACAGUGCAAGCGGCUGGUUUGCGAAACAGAAGUCUGGAAAACAAAGCUGUAAUUGUGAGUGAGGUGGAGAAGAAUGUUUGGCCUGCAAUCAUGGCCGGAAAGGUUAAGACUGUGGUGUACAAGUAUUUUCCAUUGACGGAUGCAGCAGAGGCUCACCUGCUCAUGGAAAGCGGCAAGCAUUUUGGGAAGAUACUGCUCAUUCCAUGAUGUUAUGGUUAUGAAUUAUCAUAUGCCUCAAAGGGGAUGACAUGAUUUUAAAACUCUUUAUGAGCAUCUACUAUCUGGUACAAUGUGUGAUGGGCAGGUGUAGAUGGUCAAUGCUUAGAUUCUUAUGUAGCCCUGUCAUUGGAGAAUAAAAACCAGCCUUCUCGUCCACGCAUUUAGACUACUGGAAUCUAAAGAUGAGAAAUUCAGAGAUAGCGUCUCUUGGCUCUCUGAUUCUGGUGUGUUUAUUCAAUCAGUAAGUCUUCAGAAUGGUUCGUCUUGGUCGUCCUAGUUUUCAUAUUUAAAUGUAAAGGAUUGAGCUGGGAAGUAAAUAAUAAAGCCUCCCUUGGAUCUCUGUUGAGCAUGGGAUACAAA
Molecule: messenger RNA, 4231 nt
Organism: Vitis vinifera (wine grape)
Lineage: Eukaryota; Viridiplantae; Streptophyta; Magnoliopsida; Vitales; Vitaceae
Exons: 10
Coding region: 2882-3859 (325 amino acids)
Molecular function (GO): oxidoreductase activity
Source: RefSeq, a predicted model, not a curated record